Penicillium malachiteum is the source of this 2550-nucleotide messenger RNA. Its product is annotated as Zn(II)2Cys6 transcription factor. Gene Ontology annotation, biological process: positive regulation of transcription from RNA polymerase II promoter by galactose; DNA-templated transcription. Lineage: Eukaryota; Fungi; Ascomycota; Eurotiomycetes; Eurotiales; Aspergillaceae. Bases 1 to 2550 code for a protein of 849 amino acids. The transcript has 9 exons. Gene Ontology annotation, molecular function: RNA polymerase II cis-regulatory region sequence-specific DNA binding; zinc ion binding; DNA-binding transcription factor activity, RNA polymerase II-specific. Gene Ontology annotation, cellular component: nucleus. The record is from RefSeq and is a predicted model, not a curated record.
AUGGACGCGUCUGAGACUAAGCCGCGAUGGGCCUCACAACGCCGUGUGCCGCGGGCGUCGCGAGCAUGCGAAACAUGUCGCUCUCGCAAGACCAAGUGUGACCAAGCUCAGCCAUGCUCUUACUGCGCAUAUCACUCAUUCAACUGUGUAUAUCGUACCUCUGGCGGUCGAGGAACUGCAAGGGAGUCUACUGCUGAGAAGAAGCGGGCUAUGAGAGCAACACAGAAAAGCCAAGAUGAAACUAUCCGCCCUUCGCCGUGGCCACUAGCUGGCAUGGUUCAAAAUGAUAUUCAACGCCCAGCUAGUCCUGCAAACAAAGCUCCCACUCAGAGGACCUGGGCGGUGGAUUCGCCAACAUCCUUCUCAAAGGACGGGCCGUCGCGCGCAUUGCAGUCGGCUGGACAAAGGGGCUCAACCCCCGAUACACCGACUGUACCAACUGAAAAUGACGAUGAACAGUUCGCUCCGUCAGAACUUGGCGAUGCCGCGUCCAGAGAUGGGUUGAGCGGUAUCAAUCUACACACCAAAGGAACGGAGUUCUAUGGCAAUUCAUCUAAUUUAGCAUUUCUUGGGAAUCUGUUUGCAAGAGCACAGCACCAGUCAGAAGGCCAGGAAUCGCUUCUGAAUCGAGAUGCUACGCCAACCGCAAACAAACUGCAGGCAUCGUCUCCAGAAAGCCGAUCGACUCCGGGCAAAUCCCAGCUCUCCAUUGUGAACCUGCUGUACAAUGUUGACUAUACAGGCCACCCCUCGCCGCAGUCCUAUGACGGUGCAGAAGGAGUCCUUCAGAGACCUUAUUCUGACGUUCCGAGGAGUACACCUGGCCCUGGAAAUAAUGCACAAGAAGCUCUGAUACCAGGGGUACUCUCGAAAAUCCCUCGCAGCUCUCAAUUGGAGAUCGAAAAGAUCUUCAUUGCCAGCUACUUCACAAAUAAACAUUACAUCCACCCUGUUUUAUCCAAAGAUGCAUUCAUGCGACGCUGCGAGCGAGACGCAUGGCCUGUACCAAGACGAUCUGCUCUCUUCCAAGGGACGACAAAAUUCUCAGGUCUUUACUUCGCGGUCAUUGCACUUGGCGCGAUAAAUGCCAGCCCAAAUGAGACCGCCCUUUUAGAUCAUUUCUAUCAGCACUCAACAGACCCAGAGAAAGCCCCAUCGAGUAUCCGAUUCUCAGCACUAGAUUUCGCAAAGUUCUACUUCGGAGUCUCAAGACAAGCACUAGGUGAUUUAUUCGAAAGCAGCUCUCUCGAAACAGCCCAAGCCUUGUUACUUCUCAGUGUAUUUCGCCAGAAUUCACUCCAACCACAUAGCUGCUACAUGUACAGUGGCAUGGCCGUCCGAACAGCCGCAGCGAUUGGACUCGCAUCAAGCAUGAAUUCUUUACCCCCGGCUGAGACCAUGAAGGAAUUACAUCACUACCAAGCUUCUCUUCCAAAACUCAAGAUUCAUUUCGGAGACCAUGAUCCAGAUGCAGAGGAUAAUGAUAUCGCUAUGAUUCCUGUUAUGGUCUCACUUGCCCAGAUUAUGUCUGAGGCUUCACAUCAACUCUACCACUCAACACAACUUUCCCUACGUGAGAAAUCUCAUCUAGCGAUGGGAUUAGAGAAAAGACUCCAGGAUUGGAAAUCUAACAUCCCGACAUUUUUGAAUCUGGAUGCGAAUACAUUGAGUGAUCCCGAAUGGGCAUUCAAACAAAAACUCGUUUUACGACUACGAUACUACAAUACCCGAAUCCUUAUUCACAGGCCUUUUUUCGUAGCCUCAACAAGCAAUACCGAUUCCUCCGAAUUCCGCCAACACCUAAACAUCUGCAUCGAGGCCGCACGGUCAAGUAUAAAAAUGCAAUACGAGUCCUUCAUGCACCGUAUCUACAUACGAACAUGGUGGUAUAAUACAACAUACGCGCUUUACGGCUCCAUGAUCCUCUUACAUCUCAUUCUAUCCAAUUUCCCAGGUUUACCAGACGAAGAACUCCUCGAAGAUGUUGAGAAAUCCCUAGAGAUCUUUUCCUCGAUGGAUGAUAUUAUCGUUGCGCGUCGCUGUGCGGAAAUGCUUCGUGAAGUUCUUGAUGUGGCGCGUACUUUUCUGCGUCGACGACAAAUACAGGAUCGGGAUUCAGGAUCUAGUGGAUCAAUGAGUCGUGCGGCUCAAGUUGGGAUUGGUGAUGGUGUUGGAAUCGGAUCGAGUGCUAUGCAGCCGGGUUAUACAUCUGGAGCGGUUCAAGCUUCACUUACGUCGCAUUCGCUUUUACCUGCGAAUUCGAUACCGGUGACAAGUGCGACCGAGUCUGAUUUCUUGGUUCCGCAACUUUCGUUUCAGGAUGGGAAUGGGAAUGAGACUGUGGGUUCGUCUAUGUUGGGACAAUCUGGACAGCUUCGAUUACCUGAUGAUGAAGAUUUCUUUUUCUCGUUAUUCAGUCAAGAACCGCAGCAACAGCAACAACAACAACAACAGGUUGAUCGGACUCGAGCGGAGAUGUUGGCGAAUUUAGUGGAUCCAACUAUAUUAGAGGACUUUGCGUUUGGGGGACAGGAGUUUUCCUUUUUCUAG